GUGCAAGUGUUUGAGCCGUUAAUAUAGAUUAUCGGAAAAUGAAGGAACUAUUAGCAAUUCAGUUUUUGAUAUGUCUGGCGCUGGCAUUUAAUGGGAAUUAUCCGGAAAAUUGCUUUCCUGUGUUACACUUUUCAAGAACGCAGUUUUAUUUCAACGACGUCGCCUGCGAACACAUAUCAGUUGUAAAUGGAACCACAUUAAACAUACGCUUGAAGAACAACCAUCUAACAAAGACAAUUUCGUUUACAAACAGCUUUAUUCCAAUUUUACCCGCCGAUUAUUUCCGAUUCUUUCCAUUCUUGGAAAGAUUGUUUUUACUCGGAAACAAUAUAGAAACUGUUGAACGUGAUGCGUUUAAUCACCUUAACCACCUUCAGCAUCUUUCACUUUACAAUAAUAGUAUCAAAGAAAUUUUUGGACUCACCUUUCGUAAAUUAUCAAAUGUAAAGAUACUAAGUUUUUCAAAAAAUAGACUGGAGGAAUUGCACCGGGAUUCUUUGUAUGGCCUAGUCUCUGUACAACAUUUAAAUUUAUCACACAACUCAUUUCGUAAAUUAAAUUCAAAUACGUUUGAUAAUGUGCCGUCACUUAAAUUGUUGGACAUAUCGCACAACAUCUUGCACAGCAUUACUUCUGAGAUUAAUUUAAAAAGGGCAGCCGAUCGUUUUGAGUCAUACGAUCAAGUACCUAACAACGUUUUUAAAAGUCUACCCAAAUUAGAAAAACUAAAUUUAAGCUUCAACAAUCUGAGUGAUAUUCCCAUUGGAUGUUUUGGCGGGCUUAAUGUUUUAUCAGAACUCAGGUUAUCCAAUAAUGUCUUAACGGAUGUAGACUUUGGCACAUUUUCGGGACUCGGUAACAUAGCUACUUUGUACUUAGAUAACAAUAAAUUAAUUUCUCUACCGGAAGAAUCAUUUUACGUACUUAAAAAUUUACACUUUUUAUAUAUUCAUAAUAAUCUGAUAGAUAACUUAGACGUAAAAGUAUUGCUGAAGCAAACUCCCAACUUAACUCACAUUUCUCUUGGUGUAAACGAAUGGAAUUGUGACAAUUUAUUUAAUAUUUUGAGGCUAUUAACGCAUUUCCACGUCCAUUUUGCAAAUGGUACGAGUUACGAUGUCGAAAAUGUAAAUGGGAUCGCUUGUACAAGUCGAGAAAAUUUGGAACAAAUCCGUGCAUCUGGUAAUUUUGAAGAUCCCUAUUCCACUUUUGUCUACAAAUUUGCACAAUUCUUCGACAGAGACUUUAAAAACACGCCUUUUUACAAUUUUUUACAAGAAAUCUUAUCCAUACCUUCGGCAGUUAUAAAUUCUUUAAAAAACCUUACUAAGUACAUAAAAGAACGGCGUGAGUUAGUUGAUGAACUCAACAGACUUAUCGGAAAGAAGGAGAACGUUUCUUUCUCUGAUGAGUAUUAUGACCAUGAAGACUAUGAAAAUGAAGAAUAAGACAGGAUAGCGACUGGGUUGAAUAAGACUAUACCAUAGAUGUAAUUGAUCCUCAAUGUUCCCGUGUUAUCUGUGUUCAUGUCAUGCUAUAGUUGCAAUCUUAGAAUAAUCGAUAUGUUUGUGAGUUUGAUUAAUAGGCAUUACAUACUUACCACUGUCGAAAUUGUUUAGUAAACAUUGCUUGAUUUAUGUUAUAUACAUUAUAUUUACUACGUUUUAUCCAGCUAAUUACUGACAUUGUAAGCCACUGGCAAGCAACAAAAUGUUAAAGCAAUAGAAAUAUUUGUUUGAGCAAACUUAAUUCUUAUUCGUGGAGAAAAAAAGUAUCGCUACUUUUAAACUAAAGUGUUAAAUGAAUUAGAAAAACUUAGAAGACAAGACGGUAACACCAUAAUAUUUGGUUUUGGCCAUCUGGGACAUGUUAUUUUCUACUUUCUUCAAUAACAUUGAGAGAGAAUAUGUUUAGCCGUGUCAACCUG
Molecule: messenger RNA, 1927 nt
Organism: Photinus pyralis (common eastern firefly)
Lineage: Eukaryota; Metazoa; Arthropoda; Insecta; Coleoptera; Lampyridae
Product: toll-like receptor 4
Exons: 2
Coding region: 39-1448 (469 amino acids)
Molecular function (GO): protein binding
Source: RefSeq, a predicted model, not a curated record